AUGUCUGAAGGUCUUCAGCAGCCUUCAAUUACUGCCCCUCCUCCCGUUCUGCACAGCCCAAGUUCUCAUCCAGUCCACCCGACCAUCCAGACGGAGGAAGCUGGGAAUUCCCCUGAACCACUUAAUGACUCCCAACUACCUUCUCCCACUUCAUCCAUGACGCAAAGCCCCGAUCCACCUGCAGUGUCCCAGAAGAACCUUGCGCCAUUCCUCCCUUCACACCGACGAGCGAAUACUGAAAUCAUCCAACGCCAAGUUCCUUUGUUGCCCAACCAGGCAAGAGCCCUAGACGACCUAGGAGAUACGGGCAGAUUCUCGCGUCUGUCAAGUGAAAAUACUACUAAAAGGAGGUUCGGAGAAAGCGCAAGGUUCCUGGCAGAUUGGUUUCAUGGAAAGUCGGAACCGGUGAACUUGUCAGCCUUUCGUGGUGCGAGAGAAACGGAUGAAAUGCAAGAAUACAGUACCACAGACAGGCGGCGUGAGAAGUCCUUGCCGCCGAUUCCCUCUGAGUCGUCCAUGCGUGCACAAAGGCGCGCGCCUCCACCGUCGCCGUUGAAGCAGGUUACCACGCCAAGCCGGUUUUCGUUCUUCGGGCUGAGACGACAGGAUGGGAAUAAGUCGGAGCUCCCAGAGCCUGCUGACGACGAGUUUCUGAAUCUGGAUAUCGCCGCGGUCUUGUCACCGCCAGGGUUGGCGGACCUGCUUCCAGAGGACGCAUUGGAUGCCAUCCAGAAGAACGCAGAGAAUGUCCUCAAACGGCUGCAGGCAGCGUACAAACAAAGGACAUUCGCCUUGCAUGAAAUCCUGGCAGAGAAAAAUGAAAAACAAGAAGAGCUGGAGGAAGCGCGGGUACAGAGCGGAAACCUCAAGUCCCAGCUAGAUGGAAUGGCCGAUAAGGUAUUUGAACAGGAGAAGGCGAUAAAAGCCAUGGCCGAGGAACUCGAACGAGAAAGGCAAGCGCGCCGAAAAGAGGAUGAGGCCCAUAGACGUAGUGUCGCUUCCCUUGCGAAACCAGCGGAUUGCGAUAGCAUUUCCGACCUCGGGGCUGAUCUUCAGACGUCGAAGAGAAGUUUCAAGCGCGCUAGCAAUUGCACUUUUACGAGCGACUCGGGCUUUGAAUCUGGGGAUGAAAGCAUCGCUGAAAGUGUAUUCUCCAGACGAGAUGGUAUUGAAUCGCCUGUUUCCUUGACACUGCCAUCACCAAAUAUGUCUCAAAUUGCUCUGGCUUCCCCGGGACAAAUGAUGCAAAAAGAAGCCAAGGCUCCUGUGCGCCCGGCACGUCAGUCAGCGUACGACAGGGUUAUCAAAGGACUUGCGUCUUCGAGCCUCGCAAACUCACUCAUGGGUCACUCAUCGAAGUGUAACAUUUGUCACGGUGUACCUGCCUCUGAAGCCUGGACUGUUCUGGGUAUCCUGAAGGAGGAAAAUCAUGGCCUGAAGGAGCGAUUGGUCGAACUUGAGAAUGCAGUUGAUGACUGUCUAUGUCUUGUUGGGCCUUGA
This is a messenger RNA of Monascus purpureus, 1500 nucleotides long. Lineage: Eukaryota; Fungi; Ascomycota; Eurotiomycetes; Eurotiales; Aspergillaceae. The record is from the annotation of a GenBank genome assembly.